AUGGAGACAUUAAAACGUGCUUCUAUAGAGAAUCCAGUACUUCUGUACACUUUGGAGGGGAACGUCCAAGGCCUCCAGUCCAUAUUUGAAGAUCCAGCUGAGGUUCAUCAUGAGCAAUGCAGCAAACUGCUCCUGGAGGAAGAUCUACUAGGGAGAAGCUGUCUGUUUUUAGCCUGUAUUCUUGGUCGCACAGAGAUUGUAAGAACAUUACUUAAGUAUGGAGCAAAUAUCAAUCAACAAACAACUCGAGGUUAUCUGCCAUUGCAUUGUGCUGCAGCAUGGGGUCACCUAGAGGUGUUAAAGACUCUUGUAGAACUAGGUAGUGAUAUCAUGCUACUAAAUUUCCGAGGAGAAAAAGCAUGUGAUGUUGCUGCCAGAUAUAACAAGACAGACUGUGCUGAUUUUCUCCUCUGGGCUGGUAAGUGA
Molecule: messenger RNA, 426 nt
Organism: Staurois parvus
Lineage: Eukaryota; Metazoa; Chordata; Amphibia; Anura; Ranidae
Source: the annotation of a GenBank genome assembly